GUGUGUCAGCUCCAUCAUUCCUCCAAUGCUACAAGUUGACGCAGUCAGCCUUUAGCAUACAAAUAGCUACUCCUGAUGCAGCUACACCAGUAUUUGUGGACAAAGAUGACCAGAGCAAUCGUUGGCUUAAUGACAUCACAGCGAAGAAUUUGUUGGUACCAAAGUCACUUGCGGAUGUAGAAGGUGGCCAGUAUUCAUGCAUAGUAGUUCCACACAGUCCAGGUGCAGCGGAAGAUCUAGCAGUUAGCGAAGUUUUAGGCAGAAUCCUUAUCCAUUGUCUCUCUGAAAAAAAACCAGUUUGUGCUGUUGGUCUUGGUGUCUGUGCAUUGUUAUCGGCUGUAAAAGCAGAUUCUCAGCACUGGGUGUUUAGAGACAUAGCUUUAACAGGGUCUUCCUUGGCAGAGGUAACAGCAGCUUCCUAUUUCUCUUCGUUACCCAUGAUCCCUGGUGAUGCCAUUCUGGACAGAGCUGGGAUAUUCUCCACAGGGGCUCCAUCUAGUGUUCACAUUGUGGUUAAUGCUGGUGUGGUGACAGGGCAGAAUCCACAGUCUACUCUCUCAGCUGUUCAGAACAUGAUACUCCUAGCUAACCAGAGGCAAAGUAAAGCAAAGUGAAUACUACUAAAAACUUACUCAAAGUAUCCUCGGCAUCUUCAGUGAGACUCUUGGGUAGUAUUUUAUAAGUAGCAAUAUUUAUAUUAAUUGUAUAUUACAUUAUUAAUGUUUUCUGCUCAGCUGCUGUUGUAUAUUGUUAUUUGAUGAAUUUUUGAAAAUGUAAUUGCAUCAUAGGCUUCCUAAAUCUAAGCAGACAUUUUCAGAAAUGGGUCAGUGAUUUUUUUAACAGAAGCUUUAAGUGAUUUCUGAGAAAUGAGGAAGGUUCAUAAUUCGGAAGUGAAAUGCCUUCUACCUCAAGGUGAUUAAUAUUUCUCCCAGGGCAAUCUGAGAAUCCACAUAAAUAUAUUGCAUUAUCUCUUUGAGUCAGAUCUGGAAUAGCAUUUAGGGAAGGGAGAUUAAUGGGAAUUUACUUUUACUUUGCUAAGUAUACAGACAUUUAUAUUUGAGAAAAAAAUAUACAAAAAAAAAGAAAUGGUUUUGUAAACAUCAAUAAUGGUGUUAUUUUCUCAUCCAUUUCCACAAUUGGUAGUUGUGAGACAGAAGUGUGAUGUCUUAUUUGCUUAUAAAGGGAGCACGGCUGCUUAGUUGAUGUUUACAAUGGAAGACAUUUGUACUACUUGUUUUACAACAGUUGACAGUUUACAAGGUUAUUGCUUGUAUUUUAGUCAUUCUGCAGAAUGCUUAUCAGGCCAGUCUGUCUAUUAUGUAUUUAUUGAUUAGGAAAGUAGAGGGGUAAAACUAGCAACCAGUCUUAUUCAGUAUUCAAAAUUGAUGCUUUUCUCCAUUUCUCUUCAGAACUAUUUGCUUUAACUUUACUGUAGACAGAAAAUAUAAGAUUGUUUAGUUGUUGUUUUUCCUUAUUGUGUAUUCAUACUUUUAUAUAGCCUGUACCUAGGAAAGGUGAACUGAUUUCCAGUUACCUGAUUACAACUAGGUUUACUGCACGAUUUCCAGACCAUUACCAUGGUGACAUCUGUGUUUUUUAUUUCAUAUACAACGGACCAUUCCUCUUCCAUAUGCUUUAAUGUGAUAUUGGAUAAUGCAUCAAGGUUUAGCUUAGAGAUUUCUAAAAGCCACCUUGUUCCUUAGAAGUCUCUAGAAAACUUUGAACAGUGUUAGGUAUAAAAGCACAAAGAACUAUAUCCUUCAGGAAAAAGACUACAAAAGGCCACCAAAGAUAUUGCAUCACCUUUUAUUGGUGAUAAGACUUUACACUAGAUAACUAACAAUUUUUAGUGUAAUGAUGAACUAUUAUUUAAGAGUUGACACACAAUGUUUGUUUAAGGUGAGUGAAAAGGUAAAUAAAGCAGGUGUUUUUGUGUUGUUAAAAAUUAAGUUAUUUUGAGUAAUCCUGAGCUGUUUAAUUGAAAUGCAAGCCCAGUAGAUUUACAUAUCCUUUUUUAAGCACUGAUGCAUUGCUGAUGUUAGCAGUAUUACCUGAUUCCUACUUGAGAUUCCUUUGUUGAAAAAAAAACCUACAUUUAAAGACCUUUUGUAUUGUGAAUGAUAUAUAUUAUGCAAAUUUUAUCGACUGCUUUGUUUUGAGAACGUUGAGAUUUGUAUUGCAUGAUGGUAUGAUCAAAAUGCCGAAUAUUUUUUUUUUAUGAUCUAGAAUAUAAGUUAUUUUAACUGACUGAUCUGGAAUAUAUAUUGUAUUUAUUCAUUUUUGAAGCUAAUUUAAUGGAACUUAAGAAAGAAGUAUCAUUUGUAAUACAGUAUAAAUGUUUGGACCUUUCAAUGAUGACAGAUCUUGCAAAUUUUACCAUUGUUUUUCAUAAUAUUAAGAGGGUACUGUUCGAUUUAGACAAGGUUUUCUCCUUGAAGAAGUAGUAAAAUCAGGUUUAUAUUUAAGUUUUGGGUAUUAGUUGUUAGCUAUGAGACAGUGAAGAUAGAGAAUAGCUUUUAGUGUCAUUCUUUUACAUCAGGAAUUAGUAGGAGGUACACUUUCUUUUCUGUAUCAUUUACUUGGUCCAGUGUAGCAACUUGAAUCAGUAAUUGUGUAGGGUUAUACUCAAAUAAUUUAUUCAUGUGUUGUACACAGUUGCAUGAUUUGUGUAUUUGCACCAUAUAUAUUUACUCACAUUGCACCAGAAUACAAAGAUAGUGAUUAUGUUGUAAGAUUUUCUUCAAAGAUUACUAGCAAUUCUCUUAGAGAUGAAUUAUUCCGAACAGGAAGAAAGGUCACAUGAACAGAAAUUGGAAAUGUUUUUAUUCUUAUAAGCUUUAUUAUAAGCCAUACCAAACAUAAAAGAGGAAUUUUGCAGUUGCUUUGAACCUUCAUUUAUUGCAAUAAAUGUACUGUACACAUGGUUUACAAUGAAAAUUUUCUAUCAAAAAGAGGUUGAUUUUUUAUGCAUAUAUAUAUUUUUAACUGUUCAUUGUCUGUUAUAACCUGUAGCCCUUUAGUAUAUAUCUACUACUGUUUAAGUUCGCUGUGAUAUACUUUUCACAUUAUAUGCAGCAAACUCUUGACUGACUAAAAAAAAAAAAAAAAACUACUAAAGGGCACAAUGUGAUAUGAACCUUUGUCUAAUUCUUCCAAAGCAUUGUUCUUCACUCAUUGGUCAUAUGUCACUUCAGUGAAGUUCAUGCAGUAGUUGAUAUUUCUCUGUUACUCAUGAAUUUUAUAUUGUCAUUACUGAUGCAUAAAAUUGUGGUUGAUA
Penaeus monodon (black tiger shrimp) is the source of this 3277-nucleotide messenger RNA. Its product is annotated as glutamine amidotransferase-like class 1 domain-containing protein 1. The record is from RefSeq and is a predicted model, not a curated record. NCBI's taxonomy places the organism in Eukaryota, Metazoa, Arthropoda, Malacostraca, Decapoda, Penaeidae.